CUAAAAGCUAGGCUCAACUCCCCAGCUGGCUGCGCUCACCUCACCACCUUCGUAAUAACUCAACCACCCCCUUCGUCCUCUGCUCUCUGCUCUCUCUCACUUCUCUUUCAUCGUUGGCAGCCUGCAUUUGUGCUUUUUGUUCUUCGUGUUGCUCCUGUGGGACGUAGCAGCUCUUCUUUGUAGCAGUACGUUUUACGGCCUUCAUCUCUGACCAGUCAUUUAUUCGGGAAAGACUUUGCCCGCACCCCUCUCACGGACCAAGUUGCCAACUCAGCGAGCCGCAUCCACCUGACCGCCAGCGCCCUCCCAGUCUACUUCAAAUCCGUAGCCACGCCCUGUCAUGGCAGGACGCCGUUACGAUGACGUGGUUUACGAAGACCGUCGAGAGAGUUAUGCCUCACGGAAUGGUCGACGAUACUACGACGACCGCUACGUGGAAGAAGAGGUAGACUAUCGCCGCCCCACGCCUGUGCCUGUCCGUGAACGCGAAAGAGAAACCAUUGUGCGAGAAGAGAUCCGUGAGCGGCCAGGGUCUACUCCUGCUUUCCUACAAGAGGGUUAUGGCCGAACCACGGCUGGACCCGUGGUCCUUCGAAAGCGAGAACAAGAAGACUUCGAGUUCGCUGCUCGGCCUCGUCGGCGAUCCCCUUCCCCGCAACCGGAGAGAAAGGUCGAAAAGGAGGAGAUUAUCAUCAGGAGAGACGAGUCCGAGUCAAGACCGCCGCCGCCCCGGAUAAGAGAGCGGGAGCGAGACGUCGAUCGUGAAGAGAUCAUCAUCCGCCGAGACGAGCGGGAGCCCGAGCGCAGACUGCCACCUCCCCAACGUGACCGAGACCGGGAAGAAAUUAUCAUUCGACGAGAUGAGCGAGAACGAGAGGUACGACCCCCGCCGCCCAGGGAAAUGAAUUCUUCCAGAGAGGAAAUCGUCAUUCGCCGUGAUGAGAGAGAGCGCGAGGUGCGGCCACCGCCGCCGAGGGAGAUCAACUCCUCGAGGGAGGAAAUUGUUAUUCGUCGCGACGAGAGUGACCGACGAUCCCGCUAUGACGACUAUGACGAUGUAGUCUCCCGUCGAGGGGAUUUCGACCGCAAGUCAGUCCGAGGCGACGUCGACCGGCAAGAGAUCAUCAUCCGCCGCGACGAACAGAAUCUCGACGCCCGCCGAUACGAAGACUAUGCGUUGACCCGUCCCAAAUCUCAUGAACGAGCGAGAUCGAGAGUACGGCGCUCCAGUAGUGCUUCGAACGAUGAAAUCAUCAUCCGGCAACAGGAGCGAGAAGGCCGCAGUGGCACGCGCAACCAACAGGAAAUUAUCAUUCGCAAGAGCUCUCGGUCUCGGUCUCCUGCUACGUCGGUGACCUCGGCUCGCACUGCCCUUGCGCCUCUGCCUCCGCUAGAGCCUCCGAUCAUCAAUGCUCCUACCAUCCAUCAGGAGGUCAUAACGCAUCAUCGCCAUAUCGACCAUGGCUUUGAAGUUGCCAUUCCAACCCGACCACGAGUGAUCUCACGACCGCCAUCGCCGCCAAGCCCGCCCCUGCCUCCUCCACCACCACCUGUACGAGCUCGAUCAGAGGAGCGGAUUGAGAUUAGCAGGACCCAAACUCGGAAUGGUCGUACGGAGAACGAGGAUAUUGUGAUCGAUCGCAGGGACGGCCCAGCCAGCCCGAAAAGCGUGGCGCCGUAUACGCCUCCACCGGCACGUGAUCCCUAUUACGAUCCCCCGGCUCGUCGUGAGGUGUACCGGGGUUAUGAACGGGACGUGCAGGAAGAAGCAGAGUACUACAACGCUCGUGCCAUGGAUCGGGCUUAUAUCGGCGAAGCUUACCAAGGAGCCACCCGGGACUGGGAAAUUGUCGAUGUUCCUCCGGGUACUCGUCGUGUGAAAAUGGACGGCGCUGGCGGGGCAAGUCAGGAGAUUACCUGGCAAAGGUAUAAUGGCGUGCGAAGAAGCAAGUUCAUGCCUGACGGAGUGGAUGAACGUUACGACAGUGCGGUUGCGAGACCCCUUCCAGCGCCAGCACCUCCGCUGCCUGCGCCGCUACCUGCACCAAUUCCAGUUCAUCCCCCAGCUCCGCUGCCAUCAGCCAAUGGCGAGAUUGGUCGUCGUUAUGGAAAGGAGCGGGACCCCAAGGAUGGCUUAUGGACCGAGGUGACCAAGGAUCUCGUUGUCAAGGAAGCUAUUCAAGAGAUGGGAUAUGAGUAUGAGGAGACCGAUGACUUCUACUAUAUCAUCGCGUACCUGCGUUACGAAGAUAUUGCUCGUCUCGUUGGUCUGUCGGAUGAUAUUCGCAAAGAGCGCCGUAAGCGGAUCAAGGAGAUUGAAUGGGAAAACCGAGUCCUCCCUCCUGUCGAAGAACCGCUGCCACGCCCGCUGGCCAUCGAACCUCCCCCGCCUCGGCACCGGCCGGAUUGGGAUCGAGAAGAAGAGCGAUUCAUUGAGCGGGAAGUGGUCUACCGAGGGGGUCGGCCACCUCCACCGCCGGGAUGGAGGCGUUGAAUUUGAGCAGCCAGCAAUCUAGACUUGGAUGAGAAAUGAUGUCCGAGAUGCCUCUCGCAACGAAUCGAAUGGAUACGAAUUUCCUUGGUUUGUGGUGGUUAGCGUUUUAGCAAGCGUGAGUUUCCUUGACAGCUAAAGAAAGAAAAUAUAAGAGGAAUGCUUCAUACCGGUAUCAUGACUCUCCGAUCUCAGACUGGGUUGAAGCGGGACGAUCGUGCUUGUGGCCAGGUGGACGUUCUGGAAUAUGGUGCCUGUUUUCUUUUUCACCUGGUACGAUGGUCAAGAUAUGAUAACGGCCCCUCGAAGAAAGUUGUGAUGGUCUGACGAUGAACGCUUGUCGUGAGGAGCACACCGAGCCUCCAUGUCGCGGAGUGUGCCCCUCCGCACAGCGUGCUGUGUUGGUCUGCGCGAUGUGAUAUGAUGAUACAUGACGAUAAUGUCCGUGACGGGAUGGUUGACGGCCUCUGUUACCCAAGUAGUUGUUGGUAUAUCACCUGCGUGACUUUACAAUCUUUGACGAGUGCCGGCUUUCAUCCAGCCUUGCCAGGUUGCUA
Messenger RNA from Cladophialophora immunda, 3048 nucleotides. RefSeq lists its product as uncharacterized. The coding region runs from base 341 to 2494 and encodes 717 amino acids. The transcript is spliced from 2 exons. The record is from RefSeq and is a predicted model, not a curated record. Lineage: Eukaryota; Fungi; Ascomycota; Eurotiomycetes; Chaetothyriales; Herpotrichiellaceae.